Funneliformis geosporum is the source of this 235-nucleotide messenger RNA. NCBI's taxonomy places the organism in Eukaryota, Fungi, Glomeromycota, Glomeromycetes, Glomerales, Glomeraceae. The record is from the annotation of a GenBank genome assembly.
UCUUAUAAAAGCAAGAAUAGUAUCAGAUCAUAUAGCCCUUUUAUCUAAUCCUUUAGAAAAUAUAAAAAUAGAAUUUGAAGAAGAAUCUAAAGAUGAAAAUAUUGAUAGAUUACUUUAUAAAAAUAAAAGAAUUAAGAUUGAUAAUAUGAAUAUUUCUAAUAUUUUACCUAUAACUUCUAAAGAAAAAAGAAAAGAAAAAUUAGAAAAAGAUAUGAAAAUAAUAUUAAGAAAUUAG